Messenger RNA from Camellia sinensis, 1039 nucleotides. The record is from RefSeq and is a predicted model, not a curated record. Lineage: Eukaryota; Viridiplantae; Streptophyta; Magnoliopsida; Ericales; Theaceae.
CAAAUCAUCAUCUGUUUAUGGUUAGUUGCUUCUCUUUCUCUUACAUUCUUUUUUUUCCAGGAAAAAAAGAAUAAACAAUGAGAAAAUAGAAAGAAAUAAAAUCCUAAUGAGUAAAGCCAAGAUUCAUUUUCAGAUUUUCCAAAAAAAAAAGAAACAAAUUGUUUUUUACUUGGUUUUGGUUUUUUGUUUUGUGUUUUUUUCUUGGUUCUUUUUUAAUGAAUUGUGAUUUGGUUAUGUUAUGGGUAGGUUUGUGGAGGGUAUAAAGAGAAGAAGCAAUGGCCUACAAGGUGGAUCAUGAGUAUGAUUACCUAUUCAAGAUAGUCUUGACUGGGGACUCGGGUGUUGCAAAAUCUAAUAUACUUUCCAGGUUUACGCGCAACGAGUUCUGCUUAGAGUUUAAAUCUACCAUUGGUGUUGAAUUUGCCACAAGGACUCUUCAGGUAGAGGGCAAGACAGUGAAGGCCCAAAUAUGGGACACGGCAGGUCAAGAGAGGUAUCGAGCCAUCACAAGUGCAUACUAUAGAGGUGCAGUGGGAGCCCUCCUGGUCUAUGACAUAACCAAGAGACAGACCUUCGAAAAUGUCCAGAGGUGGCUCCGUGAACUGAGGGACCAUGCUGAUUCCAACAUCGUCAUCAUGAUGGCUGGAAACAAGUCUGACCUGAACCACCUCCGAGCAGUCUCAGACCAAGACGCCCAGCUCCUGGCCGAGAAGGAAGGCCUUUCGUUCCUGGAGACCUCAGCCCUGGAGGCACCCAACAUUGAGAAGGCGUUCCAAACAAUCUUAUUGGACAUUUAUCAGAUAAUCAGCAAGAAGGCACUGGCAGCUCAGGAGGCAGCCACUGGGCUUCCAGGUCAGGGCACAACCAUUAAUGUCGGAGACUAUACGGGUAAUUUGAGCAGGAGAACUUCUUGUUCAGUUUUAAUGCAUUAUUCCAAUUUAGAUAAUUCAACCUCCAUCCACAGGCAUUCAAGCAGUUUGUAUCACAUAAGCAUCUAGCCUCAUAGUAAUCAUGCUAUCAUGUUAAUGUUCACACUCAU